Molecule: messenger RNA, 2796 nt
Organism: Chironomus riparius
Lineage: Eukaryota; Metazoa; Arthropoda; Insecta; Diptera; Chironomidae
Source: the annotation of a GenBank genome assembly
AUGUCGAUAAAUGUGCAAUGGAAAAUGAGGAAAAAGUGUUUUACAUUUUUUUCAAUUUUCAGUAUUAUUUGCUUCUUUAAUGAAUUUAAAAUCACAUGCGGGAUUUACAAUGAUGCCGAUGAUCUCGUUAAUGAGCUCGAUAGACCGAUUCCAAUAACAUCUGUAGCGGGUGUGUUAGGAAAACAAGCGAUGCUUCCAUGUGAUAUAACACCUUUAGAGCGCGAUGAUGCCGUCUAUAUGGUGCUGUGGUUUAAAGAAGGCGACGGUGAGCCGUUGUACAGCUUCGAUGUAAGAGGCAGGCAAUUCGGACAGGCAAAGUUAUGGUCAUCGCCAGCAGCCUUUGGCGAGCGAGCAUUUUUUCGUACCGCAUCACAUCCUGCACAACUUUUAGUUGAUGAUAUUAAGCUUAGUGAUGAGGGAAUGUACAGAUGUCGUGUAGAUUUUCGCAAUUCGCCAACAAGAAAUUUAAAAAUAAAUUUUACUGUUAUAGUUCCACCUCAAAAACCUGUGAUAUAUGAUGCAAGAAGGAGAGAUCGAACGAAAUUAAUAGAACCGUACAAUGAAGGAAGUGAUGUGACACUAAUAUGCGAAGUCUCAGGAGGUCGUCCUCGUCCCAAUGUGACGUGGUAUUUAGAGAACACAGUAAUCGAUGAAUCGUUUGAGAUACGUAAGGAUGGCAUCACUGUAAAUCAUUUAUCAUAUCCAAAUAUAGGACGUCAGCAUUUGAAUUCACGACUAGUGUGUGUGGCAAGCAAUACGAAUUUGACGCCACCCAACAACAAAGCUGUAAUUUUAGAUGUAAAUUUGAAGCCAAUAGCAGUGCAUAUUACAACGAGGGAGAAAUUUCUCUCAGCCGAGAAGCGCUACGAUGUUGAAUGCAAAAGUUCCGGUUCACGCCCUGAGGCUGUGCUGACUUGGUGGAAGGGAUCGAGACAAAUUAAAAGAAUGGCUAAAAAUUUUUCCGAGACCGGCAAUCAAACACUCAGUGUUCUAACAUUCAUCCCUGUUGUCGAUGAUGAUGGAAAAUACUUGACGUGUCGCGCUGAAAAUCCAUACAUUCCUGACAGUGCAAUAGAAGACAAAUGGAGGCUUGUUGUACACUACAUGCCGAUUGUUACGCUCAAAAUGGGAUCAUCACUGAAUCCAGAUGACAUAAAAGAGGGCGAUGAUGUCUAUUUCGAGUGCCUCAUACAGUCUAAUCCCAAAUUCUAUAAAUUAUCGUGGUUCCAUGAUGGAGUUGAGCUACAUCACAAUGUCACAGCAGGAAUAAUUUUAUCAGAUCAGUCGCUGGUCUUGCAAAGUGUAACAAAGAGCCUCGCUGGUGAUUAUACAUGUUUGGCUGCAAAUACAGAAGGUCGUGGAACAAGCAAUCCUGUAACAUUAAGAGUUCGAUUUUCCCCAGUUUGUGCCAAUGACAGAGAAGAAUUACUUGGUGCUUUAAAACAUGAGACAUUGCAAUUGAAAUGUGAAGUUGAAGCAUCGCCACCGGCUGAAUCAUUUCAUUGGACAUUCAAUUCAUCAGGUGAACAAACAGAACUGACCUCACAAUUGCAAACAACAGAAUCGGGCUGGUCCCGAUUAAAUUACACUCCAACAUCAGAUCUUGACUAUGGAACCAUAUCAUGCUGGGCUAGAAAUGUUAUAGGACAACAAAAGACACCAUGCGUGUUUCAAAUAGUUGCAGCAGGACGUCCGUUUGCAUUGCAAAAUUGUACAGUGUCAAAUCAAUCGAUAGACUCAAUUCACGUUGAGUGCAUUGAAUCCUUUGAUGGUGGAUUACCACAAAUGUUUUUAUUGGAAAUGGUCGAAAUACCAACAUUGAAAUUAGUCCGAAAUUUGACACUUUUUAGACCACCAGUGUCCUUUGUGCUGGACAAUCUCGAGGCAACUACAUCAUAUCGAUUGAUUCUGUUUGCGGUGAAUGCAAAAGGUCGUUCAGAGCCUGUGAUAAUUGACGACAUCAGCUUUAAAGGAGUAGCCAAAUUUACGGGCGUAUCAAAUGUGAUGAAUGUUCCAGUUUCACCUGUUCUUGCAGCACUCGUUCUCACUGCGGCAAUUUUAUUUGCUGUCGUUUGCAUCGUUUUGGCAACAAUUUAUCGAAAGCACUCGCACAAAAACAACGUAGAAAAAUUAAAAAAUGGAAAAACAGCCGACAUAUCAGCUAAAUCAAUGAUGGACUGUCAAUUGCAAUCAAUGUCACAGACGGCACGAGAGAAUGGUGGAUUAUCAACGCCGCUUGUUGAUGGCAGUUUAAUGCGUCAAAGUCCGCAAUUGAUAUUGGGAGAAGCACCUGAUGGUGACGAUACUGAUCCUGAUGUGAUACCUAAUCAAUAUGAACGACGUCCAUUGAAAACGUCACUUCCCAUUCCACUCUUCCGUAGUCCAUCAUCACGUUUAAUGCCAAAGGACAUAAUGGAGGAUGAUCGAGGAUGUUCAGUUGAUGGAUUAAAUAUAGCAACAUCGUCAUUCGAGGGAGUAGUAUCGCAGCCGUCACAUAAUGAAGUCCUUCAUUAUUCAUUUAUGCCCAACAAACAAAUUAGCUAUGCCACAUUAGGCCGUAACAAUAAGAAUAGUGUAACUACAACGUGUACAGCAUCACCAUCAGUCUUCACUUCAUCAACAUUAGGUAGUCCAAUAAAUCAGCAACAGCAACCAUCUGUAAAUAUUUCAACACAUCCGAUGAGUGUAGGCCUAAUCAGUCCCAAUCAAUCAAUUGUCACAUCAACACUCAAUGAAUUUCGAUUUCGACCCGAAUUACUGGCGAAUUCAAAUCGACUACAGGAGAGCUGUAUAUAA